UUUCCCAAUGACUGCAUAGUUUGUCCUGGUGGGGAUCCGUAGUUGGUGGAAUAACAUUGUGAAGAAGAAUGUUGAUGUCAAAGUUGAAGAGGAGGACUCAGUGUUAAACAAACUUCGAAUCGUGUCAUUUGCUUGUCCUGGCAGGAAACUUAGUAAAGGAUCAUGGGUAACACAGGCGACCGGAUGUCCGGAGACCGCCAUGGCGCCAAGGCCCAUCGCUCUGACAGCAGAGACAAAGACCACGAGCCCAGCAAGAUGGUGGACAGCACUGAUGACCCUAACAUCUUCAACACACACGGUCUGGGGUCCUCCAAGGUGUCGGACAAGGAGGAGCCCGACCUGGAUGACCUGGUGAAGACCGGGCCUCAGUCCAGGCCCACGGUCAUCCGCUGGGCCGGAGGAGGGAAGGAGGUUUACAUCGCUGGAUCCUUUAACAACUGGGGCAACAAGAUCCACCUCAAUAAGAGCCACAAUGACUUUGUAGCGAUCCUGGACUUGCCAGAGGGAGAGCACCAGUACAAGUUCUUUGUGGACGGACAGUGGGUUCAUGACCCCUCAGAGCCUGUGGUGACCAGCCAGUUGGGCACCAUCAACAACCUGAUCGAGGUGAAGCAGUCAGACUUUGAGGUGUUUGAUGCUCUGCAGGUGGACUCUCUGGAGUCUACCGACACCUCAGACCUGUCCAGCUCCCCUCCAGGUCCCUAUGGACAGGAGCAGUACAUGUUCAGGCCUGAGGAACGCUCCAAAGCCCCGCCCAUCCUCCCCCCACACCUCCUCCAGGUCAUCCUCAACAAGGACACUAACAUCUCUUGCGACCCAGCCUUGCUGCCUGAACCCAACCAUGUGAUGCUCAACCAUCUGUAUGCGCUCUCAAUAAAGGAUGGAGUGAUGGUACUCAGUGCGACUCACAGAUAUAAGAAGAAGUAUGUCACAUCUCUGCUCUACAAGCCCAUCUAACCUGUGUGUGUAGGUGCACAGUGCUAUAGAGGGCAGCAUGUUAAUACUGCGCUGGGUUUAUCCAUGACAUGUAGUUGAGAUUGGACUAAACUAACAGUUUACAAAAGAGCUGGGGGCAUGUGGCUGAGACUGGGGGGCAAAUCUCAAGACACCCUUUUCCCUGUAGAGUGCACUACACAAUGUAGCACUCAGCAAAUGGUUCAAAGUAGUGCACUCAAUGUGGAGUAGGGUGUCAUUUGAGCUUCAGCCUGUGACUUCACAAGGAGAAAUACUGAAAGUGAACUGUGGCGUUUUCCCAUAAUGCACCCAUAGUUGAAUAGCAAUAAGGGACUGAAAGAAACCACUGUGUGUGUUUGUGUGUGCAGCACUUAGGCUGCGUUUACACAGGCAUCCCAAUUCUGAUCCUUUUUUUCUACUAAUUGGUCUUUUGAUCUUUUCACAUCAGAUCUUUUUCAGAGCUGAUCUGAUUGGUCAAUUAGUGGAAAAAAUAUCAGAAUUGGGCUGCCUGUGUAAACGCAGCCUUAGAUUCUUUGUGGGUACGUAGAAAGAACAAUUGGUUCCAUUAAAAACAUACGGGUUUGAAGACAAGUCUGCUGAUGGGACUGUAAAACACAUAUAAUCAACAUGACGAUUUAUUAAAUUAGCUUUUGAAAGAUUAUGUACACGGAAAGAGGGCAGUUGAAUGUUUCUGGCUUGGAUUUAGUGUCCCAAUCUUUCUCCAUAUUUUUACUGUAAUUGGACAGUGACUAGACUAAAUGGAGGAUUCUGCAGGGUCUUCCUUGUUAUUACUGUAAUUGGACAGUGACUAGACUAAAUGGAGGAUUCUGCAGAGACUUCCUUGUUAUUACUGUAAUUGGACAGUGACUAGACUAAAUGGAGGAUUCUGCAGAGAAUCCCUGUUUGAUUCCAAAGGGACGAUGACCACUGAUAAAAUCAGGAUAUGCAAUUGGAUAGGCUGUGUAAUUUGAAUUGAACUGAAGUAUAACAAACUAUGGGUAUUAAAUGGUAUAUCCCAUUUAAUCACUUUAAACUAAAGGCCUCAUAUUACAUAUCAAGUAGGAGUUGUGAAAUGUUGGCCUGUGUCCUGUAGAUCUCUGCUUAGUUCUGCUAUUGCCUUCAUGAAAGGAUGCUGCAAGCACUUUAGCUACACGUGUGUCUCCAAAAAAUGCUUUGAGCAGGACUGUUGACAUAAACCUUUAACUAUGCAGGUACACGGACACAUCUGGUAGCUUUACAUUGAACCUCAGUGUCCAGUCUGCAUGUUAGAGAUGGAGAAAUAGCUGUUCUGUGUGUUUUUUUUUUUUCAUUCUAUUUUCUAUUUAUCCAAUAGAAAUCGAUGUAUCUGUUACAUUUUCUGUAUUUAUAGCAAAGAAACAAACAAAUAAUGGUUUGUCUUGAAUGUCGUGCAUGAUUUGAAUGUCUAAUGCGAACAGUUUACUGUGGAAUGUGUGGUGGAUUUCACAACUGUGAUUCUAUCAAGAUUAAACAUUUGUGGCAAAUUGCCAAUAUUGAUUUCAUAAGAAUGUUAAGUGUAAUUUACUUUCAAUAAUGUUAAAUUAUGUUAAACUACUCAGAUUUGACCAUAAAUGUAUUUAAUUUGGAUCAUUUUGAGAGAAUAUUGUACCUAUUGCUAGGUAGGUGAUAUACUCCAAAGAGAAGAUAAUAUAUAAUUACACAUUUUAUUUGAAGAAACUGAGAAAACGCUAUCUCUCGUACUGUUUGAGAAUAUAGGAUAUUCUGGUGCUUUAUUUGGCAAAAAACAAAACUUGAAUUUUAAAACUGUUAGCUAACAUGUUUGUUUUUGAAAGUACUUUGCAGCAUCACUGUGUAAGCCAUGUACUAUAGAAGGUUGUUUCACUUGUUUGCAAAUAAAAAAGGGAAGACGUGUUGACCCUGAAUAUCA
Messenger RNA from Oncorhynchus tshawytscha (Chinook salmon), 2860 nucleotides. Its product is annotated as 5'-AMP-activated protein kinase subunit beta-2. Gene Ontology annotation, molecular function: protein kinase binding. Gene Ontology annotation, biological process: signal transduction. The coding region runs from base 163 to 957 and encodes 264 amino acids. The transcript is spliced from 8 exons. NCBI's taxonomy places the organism in Eukaryota, Metazoa, Chordata, Actinopteri, Salmoniformes, Salmonidae. Gene Ontology annotation, cellular component: cytoplasm; nucleotide-activated protein kinase complex; nucleus. The record is from RefSeq and is a predicted model, not a curated record.